Messenger RNA from Lactuca virosa, 240 nucleotides. The record is from the annotation of a GenBank genome assembly. Lineage: Eukaryota; Viridiplantae; Streptophyta; Magnoliopsida; Asterales; Asteraceae.
AUGUCUGGCCGUGGAAAGGGAGGAAAAGGGCUAGGAAAGGGAGGAGCAAAGCGUCAUCGGAAAGUUCUCAGGGAUAACAUCCAGGGAAUCACGAAGCCGGCGAUCAGGAGACUGGCGAGGAGAGGAGGAGUGAAGAGGAUCAGUGGUUUGAUCUACGAAGAGACGCGAGAUUUUAUCUUCAAAGCUGUGUGCGUCUUUGAAGAAUCUGGAUUCGAACAACAACUUCAAAGCUGUGUGUAG